UUUACUUACUCCUUCCUCACUUGGCGCUUUUUAUCAGCAAACUUAAAACUAGUUACGAUUGCUUUUCAUCUCUCAUUGCGUCGACCACUGCUCACACGAGACAAUGUCUGUUCCUCUCUUCAACCUUGCUCCCAAUCUGACAGUUUCAAGGCUUUGCUUAGGAACCAUGACUUUUGGUGAACAAAACAGCUUGCCCCAGUCCUUUCACCUUCUCGACGAAGCUUUCAGUGCCGGAAUCAACUUCUUCGACUCUGCAGAAAUGUAUCCAGUGCCUCAGCGUGCUGAGACUCAGGGUAGGAGCGAAGAGUACCUGGGCCGUUGGGUUAGAAAUAGGAAAAUUUCUAGGGAUCGCGUCGUCUUGGCCACAAAGGUGACUGGACCAUCUGGGCAAAUGACUUGGAUACGAGGUGGGCCAAUGUGUUUAGAUGCCUGGAAUAUUACCAAGGCCAUUGACAACAGCUUGCUGCGCAUGCAAACUGACUACAUUGAUCUUUAUCAGAUUCACUGGCCAGAUCGCUAUGUUCCCAUGUUUGGAGAAACUGAAUAUGAUCCAAUCCGACAGUUCAGUUCAGUUGGCAUAGAGGAACAACUUGAUGCUCUUGGCAGAGCUGUUGAUGCUGGUAAGAUCAGAUACACUGGUCUCAGUAAUGAAACCCCAUAUGGUGUCAUGAAGUUCAUUCAGAUAGCUGAAAGGGCUUCUCGUCGUCCUAGGAUAGUAUCAGUACAGAACUCAUACAGCUUGCUUUGUCGAACUUUUGAUUCUGGAAUGGCUGAGUGCUGUCACCAUGAGAGGAUCAGCUUAUUGGCCUACAGCCCCCUGGCAAUGGGCAUUCUCUCAGGGAAGUAUUUUUUGCCUGAUGGGGGUUCAGCACAUGCUCGGUUGAAUCUUUUUAAAGGUAGGUAUUCAGAAGGGGAAUCGAGGUAUAACCUGUCCAAUAACAUCAUAAAAGCAGCUAGCAUGGAAUAUCUCCAUAUUGCUGGAAAAUAUGGUCUUCAUCCUGUAUCCCUUGCAAUUGCCUUUGUUUUGAGACAUCCUCUUGUUGCAAGUGCUGUUUUUGGGGCUACUAAGUUGCGGCAGCUUCAGGAGGUUCUCGAUGCAAUGAAAGUUGAGCUCACAUCUGAAAUAAUUGGUGACAUCAACAAGAUUCAUGCAAGGUUUCCUAAUCCAUGCCCCUGAUCAAUCGUUAAGGCUGUUCAAUUUCUUUCCUAUCAGGAAGAUUUACUAGGCUGGCUAAAUGGAUCACCUGUACUUCCUGCACUUCCUUUUUUAGUGUUAAAUUUAUAACAUUAUUGGUAACGUCGUGCUGCAAAAGAUCCUGCUUUCUUGUUGGAAAAUUCAGAAGUUACAAUUAGUUAGUAGGAACAGAAGCCUGCCUUUUGUCCUACCAUAAAUUUUCUUAAGAAAGCAAAAUAAGAUGGUUGCCACUUUAGUAAGUGCUUUGCUGGUGGGGAAGCCAUAUGAAAAAAAUUGAUGCCUGGCAUGGAGUGCAUCAUCAGCAAAUUCUUCAAGAGAAACAUGACAGUAAAGGUUCGCUGGACACUGUUCCAUCUUGAUAAUUGCUCAUGUGGGUAGCACAUGUGAACCAAUUUAGUUUUGUAUACUUGGGGCUCAUGUGGACCCAGAUUCAAAAAACAGUUGCAUCUGAAGUUGACAAAAAUUAAUAUAUUUUUUAGAAUUUAUUGUGGUGAUACUUUGCACCUAUUGAGUGCCUGUCGUGUGGGCAUCAAUUGCCAUACUCCUGCUUUUCUGUGAUCAAAUGCUUUCUUAGGAUUUGGAAAGUUAUUGGGUCGUAGGCACUGGGUCCCAAACUUGCAGCACCACCUGGUAAUGACAAUGCAGUUGAAGUUGAUCUUUUCAGUUUCUUUAUUGUUGAGUGUUGAAAAAGCACCGGUCAUGAACUUUCUGAGAAAUGAUCUGAUCAAUGCAUGCUUGCAGAGAGUGUAGAUAAUUCCUUCUCUUUGCAGCGAAGACAGUCGAGAACCAUAUGAUCUGAGGAUGCUCAGGGUGCGGAGAAUAACUUGGGUUUGUCUUUACAGUGAAGGAAAGGCAAGCAGUUUCUGCAUAUAUUUUGACAUUUUCAUUUUCUAUGUACAGAGUGAUCAAAGCUCAUGUUAACCCCCCAAAAAUAUGAGCUUCUUCCAUGCUAAACAGCCUCCACCUUGUUCCACCAUUCUUCUACUGCGUGGUUGUACCUUUUCUUGACAGAUUGAUUAAGAAAACAGUAGGGGCACGUGAAGAUCUUCAAAAAGGGUCCUGUUUACUGCAUAAAGCAAUAAUCCAAUCUUAGAGAGAUCUUAACAGCAUGGA
Messenger RNA from Juglans regia (Persian walnut), 2308 nucleotides. RefSeq names its product protein tas-like. Lineage: Eukaryota; Viridiplantae; Streptophyta; Magnoliopsida; Fagales; Juglandaceae. The record is from RefSeq and is a predicted model, not a curated record. The transcript has 12 exons. The coding region runs from base 104 to 1177 and encodes 357 amino acids.